CGCAUCCGAAACCUCAUGCUGCUUUUGAGACAGAUACACUACUGAAGGAUCAGUGCUGCGUGGACAGUAUUUUCCUUUUCAUAGGACGCCAAUCUGCUUUUUUCAAAUAUAUAAUUUUGUUUAUAAGUGAUACAUGCAGUCUUAUCUUUCUGUCGCCUUGGAUGAAGCACAGCUGGAUGUCCUUGGGCAGCGGGUAGAAAAGAAGUCCCUGACGUUUUUGGAGAGGGUGAAGACACAGUGUUGGUGUUCUGGUCCAAGGCUGAAGAGCAUUCUGCUGGGCUUUCUUCCUGUCCUGUCAUGGCUGCCUCACUACUCCAUCAAAGAAAACGCCAUCAAAGACGUGGUAUCUGGAGUCAGUGUUGGGAUCAUGCAUCUGCCGCAGGGCAUGGCCAACGCCAUGUUGGCAGGAGUUCCUCCAGUGUUUGGUCUGUACAGCUCUCUCUAUCCUCUGAUCAUCUACUUCAUAUUCGGCACUUCCAGACACCUCUCCAUCGGAACUUUUGCCGUCCUGGCCAUCAUGAUUGGGUCUGUGACGGCUAACGUGGAGUUGCUAAGCAACGGCAUUGAAGAGAGUCAGGUUGAUAUGGAAGCAGCCAAAGUGAAUGUGGCUGUGCAACUCACCUUCCUUUGUGGCCUCAUACAGCUCCUGCUUUACCUGCUGCGUGGCGGUGGUGUGUGUCGCUGGUUGUCCGAUCCUCUUAUUAGAGGCUACACCACAGCAGCAGGCCUGCAUGUGAUCGCCCUUCAGCUGCCACUGAUGACUGGAAUACCUGCACAGAGAUACACUGGACUGCUUGCUUCAGCUUGGACUUUAAAGGAUGUUCUGAACGGAGUAACCAGCGCUGUACCAGGAACUCUGUCAGUCUCCUUGGUUUCUAUGAUGAUACUCAUUGGAGGCAAGAUGCUGAAUGAGCGCUUUAAGAACCAGCUGCCUGUCGCUAUACCAUGGGAACUUAUACUGAUUGUCCUCGGCACGAUCCUGUCAGUGCAGAUGGAUCUGGCUGGACAGCACAGAGUCCAGGUGGUGGGACACAUACCCAGUGGCCUGUCUUCCCCAGUUCUUCCGUCGUUGUCGCAGGCCAGAGAGCUGUUCAUUCCAGCUCUGUCUGUCGCUCUGGUUGGCUUCAGUUUCCUCUCAGCCAUGGGCUCAGUGUUUUCCCACAAACAUGGCUACCCCGUGGACUCCAGUCAGGACCUGCUGGCUCUGGGUCUGUGUAACACCGUAGGAGGAUUGUUCCAGUGCUUCGCUGUCAGCUGCUCCUUCUCUCGCAGUAUGGUCCAGGAUAGUAUCGGUGUCAAAUCACAGAUGGCAGGUUUGGUAUCAGCUCUGGUGAUUCUAACCAUUUUGUUGGAGAUCGGUCAUCUCUUUGAGCAGUUGCCAAAGGCAGUGUUGGCAGUGAUCAUCGCUGUGAACCUGCAGGGGAUAGUGGCUCAGAUCAAAGAUGUGUGUGUGCUCUGGAAGUCUGACAGAUUAGACCUGCUGGUGUGGGUCACAUCAUUGAUUUCUACCCUGGUCUUUAAUCUGGACCUGGGUCUGGCUUUGGCAACUGUCUUCUCUCUGGUCAUAUUCAUCUACAGGACACAACACUCCUCCACUGUUGUUUUGGGUCGUAUUCCUGGUACAGACUGUUACAGAGAUGUGGGACUCUACACUGAGGCGAUGCAAGUUCCUGGCAUGACUAUACUCUCCUGUUCCAGUCCGAUUUACUUUGCCAACUCUGAGCUGAUCUUCACAGAGAUCAGAGAGACAGUGAGUCGUGAUCAGAAGGAGAACCCAGCUGGAGCCCAUACCUCUUCCUCCUCUCCCUCCUCCUCAGCCCAGUUACUGACACACACUCAUUGCUUGGUUCUGGACAUCAGCUCCGUCAAUUUCGUGGACUCUGUGGCCAUGACAGCACUUCGCAAGCGUGCGUGCGUGCGUGCGUGCGUGCGUGCGUGCGUGCGUGUCCAUCUGUGUGGGGUGUGUGCUAUUCAACAGGUUGUAGAGGACUUGGGAGUCCAGGGUGUCAGUGUGUUUCUGGCAGCGUGCCCAGAUAGAGUUUUAUUCCAGCUCCAGACUCAGGGUUGUAUACCGGAUAGUCUACCCAGCUCAUGUCUCUUCCCAUCAGUCCAUCAUGCUGUUCAGAGAUGCCUCAGCACCCUGCCCAGGCCUCUGGAGGAAAUCAACCCAAACGUGACUGAAUGUUGAACCUACAACUCGCCUGGUGCUUUUAAACAGGACUAUAAUCUUACUGUAACAAGAAGACAGGCAGAACUUCUUGAGGUAAUAGUCCAAUUUUUAAGGUGGCGGACAGAAC
Molecule: messenger RNA, 2297 nt
Organism: Scomber scombrus (Atlantic mackerel)
Lineage: Eukaryota; Metazoa; Chordata; Actinopteri; Scombriformes; Scombridae
Product: prestin-like
Exons: 19
Coding region: 134-2188 (684 amino acids)
Biological process (GO): transmembrane transport
Cellular component (GO): membrane
Molecular function (GO): oxalate transmembrane transporter activity; chloride transmembrane transporter activity; bicarbonate transmembrane transporter activity
Source: RefSeq, a predicted model, not a curated record